Arabidopsis thaliana (thale cress) is the source of this 1493-nucleotide messenger RNA. Its product is annotated as pectin lyase superfamily protein. Lineage: Eukaryota; Viridiplantae; Streptophyta; Magnoliopsida; Brassicales; Brassicaceae. The coding region runs from base 58 to 1419 and encodes 453 amino acids. The record is from RefSeq and is marked reviewed. Gene Ontology annotation, molecular function: polygalacturonase activity. The transcript has 9 exons. Gene Ontology annotation, biological process: carbohydrate metabolic process.
AACGCUCCAUUUACUAAGAAAAAAGUAUAAUCUAUAUUUUCAUUGAUUAGUAUAAAAAUGGGUUUUGAGAUACUGCUCUCAGUGCUUCUAAUUGCAUCAUACCAUUUACAGUACGGAAAUGGUCGAAUGAUUCUAACCAUGAAAGAUUUUAUAUCUAAUUCUAACUCUACAAAUGUUGAUCAUUCUCAGGCAUUUCAAAACGCAUGGAGAGCGUUAUGUGGAGGGAAAGGUGGAUCAGCCUCGUUUGUAAUACAAGCCCAUGAAACAUAUACCAUACAACCACAAUUGCUUGAAGGUCCUUGCAUGCCUCGUAAUAUUCAUAUUCAGAUUGAUGGAACAAUUGAAGCUCCGAAGAUGGCAAACGACUGGGGAAGGAAUAAACUUGACUGUUGGUUAUGUUUUGAAAAGGUGACAGGCCUCGUUCUCACUGGAUCCGGUGUCCUCAAUACCCAUGGAGAAAGCUGGUGGUCUUCUGUUGCUCUCCAAUCUCGACCAGUGGCAGUAAGAUUUUUUGGAUGCCAAAACAUUUUAUAUAAUGGAUUAACUCAGAUCAAUAGUCCAAGGAAUCACAUAACGAUUUUGGAUAGCAACAACGCAACUUUAUCAAAUCUUCAUCUAAUUGCCCCUGCAAGUAGUCCAAAUACUGAUGGCAUUGAUAUCUCUCAUUCACAAAAUAUCAAUAUUAUGAGCUCCACAAUCAAAACCGGUGAUGACUGUGUUGCAAUUAAACGUAAUUCAUACAAUAUUAACGUAACUUACGUGACAUGUGGUCCGGGUCAUGGCAUAAGUAUCGGAAGUUUGGGGGAAGGAGGGGCAUCUGAGGUAGUACAAAAUGUGAAUGUCAGACAUUGCACCUUCACUGGAACACAAAAUGGUGCAAGAAUCAAGACUUGGCCUGGAGGACAAGGGUUUGUCAAAAAUAUUUUGUACGAAGAUAUUACUCUAAUAAAUGCCAACUUCCCCAUCAUCAUCGAUCAACAAUAUCGUGAUAAUGCUGGUCAAUAUAAACAAUCAGCAGGGGCUACUGCUGUGAAAGUGAGCGACGUGACGUUUAGAUCAUUCACAGGGACUUGUGCCGCUCCUAUUGCAAUAAAACUAGAUUGUGACCCGAAUACAGGUUGUGACAACAUCGUGAUGGAACAAAUCAAUAUCGCUUCUUCAUCUCCGAAAACGCCGCUCACCUCGUACUGCAAAUUUGCGCAUGUCGUUAGUCGCUUUGUCUCCAUUCCCAUAACCUGUAGUUUUCAUACUGAAGAUUCUCAACCUGCGUCACUGAAUCCUCAACCUUCCGCACCGUAUGCUAUAUCCCCGACGACACCGCAUACUCAGCCUCAUGCACCAACUACUCAACCUCCACUGUUCUUUCGUUUCUAUACAAAUUUCAAAGCCUUCUUAGGAAGGUUGGGUCGUAACUGCUAGAUUUAUUAUAGCAAUAUAUUGUUAUGAGUAGUCACUGUUACUUUACUAAAAAAAAUAAAAAGAAAGUUUUAACU